This is a messenger RNA of Carassius auratus (goldfish), 1115 nucleotides long. RefSeq names its product leucine-rich repeat-containing protein 39-like. The record is from RefSeq and is a predicted model, not a curated record. Gene Ontology annotation, molecular function: protein binding. NCBI's taxonomy places the organism in Eukaryota, Metazoa, Chordata, Actinopteri, Cypriniformes, Cyprinidae. The coding region runs from base 19 to 1059 and encodes 346 amino acids. Gene Ontology annotation, cellular component: cytoplasm. The transcript is spliced from 9 exons.
UUGGGGCUCUGUAUCACCAUGACGGGGGUCACUGUGUGCUGUGGGGCGGUGAACUCUAUCAAGGCUCUGUGGGAAACCAGGAUAAAGAAAAGCAAAGAUGAACUGAAGAAGGAGAUAGAGCAGAGAGACAGGAGAGCAGUGGGUAGGUUGACAGGUGCUUGGGAGGAUCGUAUCACUUUGGCCAAGCUAAAGGAAAAAGUUGUGACAGAGGAAGGGCGCGUCAUCCUGCGUAUUGAACAGGAGAAGAGCAAGACUCUUCCUCCAGCUCUAGUUCAACUCUCCCAGAUCCAAGAAUGGCAGUUACACCGAAUAGGACUUAAAAAAAUCCCCCGGUUCAUCUCAAGCUUUGAGAGUCUCAUAGUCUUGGACCUGUCUCGCAAUUCAGUCACAGAAAUACCUAAAGAAAUCGGCAAACUAACUCGGUUAAGAGAGCUGUUUUUGAGCUAUAAUAAAGUAAGCUGCGUACCAGAAGAACUUGGUUGCUGUGAAAAUCUGGAGAAACUGGAACUUUCAAUGAACGAAAAUCUGGAUGAGUUGCCGACUCAGCUUAGCAAUCUAAAGAAGCUGUAUCACUUGGACCUCUCCAUGAACCAGUUCACCACCAUCCCAGAUUGUGUGGUCAACCUUCCUUCUCUAGAGUGGCUAGACAUGGGCAGCAACAGGUUGGAAAGUUUGCCAGAAGAUAUUCACAGAAUGGAGAAACUUCACACCUUGUGGCUCCCAAGAAACGAACUAGAGUACCUGCCAGACAAUAUCUGUCGCAUGCAAAGUCUGGACACGCUAGUUCUGAGCAAAAAUAAACUACGAGACAUUCCUCCACUUAUGGAGGGCAUGAGUAACCUCAGGUUUGUGAAUUUCCGAGACAAUCCUUUGACAUAUGAUGUGACGCUUCCUGACUUAAAAGAGGAUGCAGAUGAAGAAGAGAAUGACAGGGAGAUGUUUGGUCGCGAGUUCAUGCACUUCUACAUCCAAGAGGCCCGGAAAAGAGGAUCCCAAACUUUCACAUCAGUGAUAAAUGUGACAUUGGAAGGCGUGUCAGAGACCGCAUCUUCUUUGUGACUUGCAUGCUGGCUUCUGUCUUGAUCUGCCGGUCCAUCAUGUCAAGUUUGUUCCCC